AUGGCAGACCAGAGACAGCGCUCACUCUCUACCUCUGGGCAGUCCCUGUACCAUGUACUGGGGCUGGACAAGAACGCAACCUCGGAUGACAUUAACAAGUCCUACCGGAAGCUGGCCUUGAAAUACCACCCUGACAAGAACCCUGAUAACCCGGAGGCUGCGGACAGGUUUAAGGAGAUCAACAACGCCCACGCCAUCUUGACGGAUGCUGCGAAAAGAAACAUCUACGACAGUUACGGCUCCCUGGGGCUCUACAUGGCCGAGCAGAUGGGGGAGAAGAACAUACCCUCCAGCUGGUGGGCCAAGGCCCUGUUCAUCUUCUGCGGGCUCCUCACCUGCUGCUACUGCUGCUUCUGCUGCUGCGGCAAGUGCAAGCCCAAGGCGCCGGAGGGGGAGGAGACCGAGUUCUAUGUGUCCCCCGAGGACCUGGAGGCGCAGCUGCAGUCCGACUAG
Messenger RNA from Budorcas taxicolor (takin), 453 nucleotides. RefSeq names its product dnaJ homolog subfamily C member 5-like. The record is from RefSeq and is a predicted model, not a curated record. Gene Ontology annotation, cellular component: intracellular membrane-bounded organelle; membrane; presynapse. Gene Ontology annotation, biological process: regulation of synaptic vesicle cycle. Bases 1 to 453 code for a protein of 150 amino acids. NCBI's taxonomy places the organism in Eukaryota, Metazoa, Chordata, Mammalia, Artiodactyla, Bovidae. The transcript has a single exon.